Molecule: messenger RNA, 1858 nt
Organism: Synchiropus splendidus (mandarinfish)
Lineage: Eukaryota; Metazoa; Chordata; Actinopteri; Syngnathiformes; Callionymidae
Product: protein phosphatase 1K, mitochondrial-like
Exons: 11
Coding region: 1-1602 (533 amino acids)
Biological process (GO): protein dephosphorylation
Molecular function (GO): protein serine/threonine phosphatase activity; cation binding
Source: RefSeq, a predicted model, not a curated record
AUGGUACUCAGGCAGAAAGUCAUGGGAGCUUUCCUUGUUCUUCCUCCUCGCCACGCCAUCAUUUCUCAGCUGCUCAACCAACCAGAAAUCCUUCAACGUUCAAACUCUAUUGAGUCAGACCUUGGUAAAAAUCAGAGACAAAGUAUCAGCUCUGCUAGGAUCUGUGAAGAAAAGAGCCUUGAGGAGGAGACUGUCCAGAAAUGGCAUCAGGAGAAAGGACACCAGGCCUUGGUGAGGCCACAGGAGGUGGCCUGGGAUGAGCAGGGAAUGACAUGGGAGGUGUAUGGAGCAUCAGUGGACUUGGAGUCGUUGGGUGCUGCCAUACAGUCCCACUUGGAGUCCAAGAUUCGCGAGCAGGAAAAGCAUAUCAGGAAUCUGAGGAUCGAGACGGUCGACCUCCCCGUCAAUGUCCGGACUGAUGAUGUCAUCUUCAAGUUUCUACAGACUUUUCUGCUUUCAUCUGAAAUGGCAUCAUCAGCGCUGAUGAACUUGCUGCACCGUGGGCGACUUACCGUCAGCCGUCAGACCCUCCUCAAUGUUCUCUCCUCGUCGGAAACCUCCACGGACCAGGUCAGCGUGGGGGUGAUGUGUGGACUUGUUAGCCAUCGAAAAGCCAGCGGGACUCCACGCUUGGAUAGAGCUGUCACUGGUCGCCCGCUCACCUGGGACUCCUUCGGCAUCUGGGACAACCGGAUAGAAGAGCCCAUCCUGCUGCCCUCCAGCAUCAGAUAUGGAAAGCCCAUCCCGCAGGUCAGUUUAUCUCGGGUGGGCAGUGCCUCAGUGCUGGGUCUCAGGGAGCAAAACGAGGACCGUCUCCGCAUCGCCCGUAUCCAUGACAACGUGUUAUACUUUGCAGUUUUUGAUGGUCAUGGCGGCCUGCAUGCCGCGGACUACUGCUACACCUUCAUGGAGAAAUUUAUCAGAGAUGCUUUGGAGGAUGAGGAAGAUUUGGAGAAAGUUUUAGCAAAAGCUUUCCUAGACACUGACAAAGCGCUUCACAAGCAUCUCAGCUACUUCAGUGAUGAGGCCUUCCUGAGGGCCGGCACCACGGCAACAGUCGCCGUGCUGCGCGAUGGUGUGGAGCUGGUCAUUGCAAAUGUGGGCGACAGUCGGGCGAUGAUCUGCAGGAAGGGUCAGGCUAAAAAGCUGACCAAAGACCACACGCCAGACCGCAAGGAUGAGAGGCAGAGAAUCCAGAGGUGCGGCGGCUUUGUGACAUGGAACAGUUUGGGUCAGGCAAACGUGAAUGGUAAGCUUGCAAUGACCCGCAGCAUCGGAGACUUCCAUCUAAGAUCCAGCGGAGUCAUCGCUGAGCCAGAGUUACAACGGACCAAUAUCCAGCACGCCAACGACUCCUUCCUGGCCCUGACCACAGACGGCAUUAACUUCCUCCUCAGUGACCAGGAGAUCUGUGACGUCAUCGGCCAGUGUCAGGAUCCUACUGAGGCUGCUGAUGUCAUCACUCAGCAGGCAAUGCAGUACGGUUCUGAAGACAACUCCACCAUCAUCAUCAUACCCUUCGGGGCCUGGGGGAAACAUCAGAGCGCCAGAGUCAGUUACAGCAUGAGCAGGAACUUCAUCUCCAGUGGCCGAUGGGUGUAGUGGGCACUGAAUCACACUUUGGUUGUCAACAUUAGUGAUUCAUUUUCUCAUCCUUUGGAAGACCCAUAUUUCAAGUGUAAUCAUGAUACUCCAUGGAGAAUGUGACGUUUUUUUUUCUUUCAGAUGACAUUUUAUUUUGUCUUGUUGUCUUGCUCCAUUCUCGAAAAUGGGGGCAGGUGGUCUUUUUGGAUUUAACCAAGUCAUUUUCAUGAAAGAGAGAUUGUUUACAACAUGAGUGUAGGAAAAAUGUCUUUAA